Molecule: messenger RNA, 6543 nt
Organism: Serendipita indica DSM 11827
Lineage: Eukaryota; Fungi; Basidiomycota; Agaricomycetes; Sebacinales; Serendipitaceae
Source: the annotation of a GenBank genome assembly
AUGCCGCCAAAGGGUCAGCAGGAUCUGUCUCAGUUCGCAUAUUCAGCGAUAUCUUCGCUGGUAUUGCAAGCAGAUCGCUCUACUAUCCCCCGACGCGACAGAGAACCAGAUGGCGCGCCAGAAUCCCUCGCAGGAAGGAUAAAUGUCCGUGAAAUGGGCUCUCGUGCCCACAGAGACGCGCCCAAGGACGUGGAGAAGAAGAAGCGUAAAGUUGCAGAAGACGGCGCCGAAAAGAGCCAAAAACGACGCGCUGCGGCUGCCAAUGCAAACUUUGGAUACGCAGAUAUCAUUGAAGCGACUCAAGACGUCGAGGGAAUCCGCUACCAACCGCGAACAGCCGAAACCAGAACGGUGUACGAGCUUAUUCUCGGCUCUGUACAUCGUAUGCUUGGUGAUCAAGCGCAUGACGUCGUCAGAUCUGCUGCUGACACAGUCCUGGAGACUCUCAAGACCGAGGGACUCAAGGAUUAUGACAAAAAGAAAGAGGUUGAAGAAGUCCUGGGACAUAUGUCAAAUGAGGAUUUCACACAGCUCUUGAACCUCAGCAAAAAGCUCACAGACUAUGCAGUAGAGGAUGAGCAAAUGAAGGAUCCUGACGAAGAGCGCAAUGAAGGCAUGAUCGAUGACACUGCUGGCGUCGCUGUUGUCUGGGACGAGGAGGAAGAGGAAGACGAGGAAGACAACUACGAGCUAAGGGACGAGUCGGACGCUUCUGACGAGGAGCCUACAGGCGAGGGGGAGGUUCCCAUCGACGGCGAAGGAGAAGAAUCUCUCGUCUAUGGUGGAGGCGCCUCGAAGCAGGUCUCUGGCGCAAAGACCGAUUCUGACCGAAUAUCGCCUCACGACAUUGACGGAUUCUGGCUUCAGCGACUUCUCGCUGGCGUGUAUCCAGAUCCAACGACAGCAACCGAAAAGACCACCGAAGCCCUUUCCAUCCUCUCCUCUGAAUCCAGCGUUCGAGACGCGGAAAAUAUGUUGAUGGAGCUCUUCGAUUUUAGCCAUCACGAAAUUGUCAGAACGCUGAUCAAGAACCGAGAUGUCGUUGUUUGGUGCACAAAGCUUGCAAGGAGUGAUGAACAGGAGAGGAUGAAUGUCGAAGUCGCGAUGCGAGAGCGCAAUGUCGGGUGGAUUCUAAAGGAGCUACGAGGCGAUCGAACAAAGCGGCGAGCCGCCGACACAGAUAGUAUGGAGGUGGAUGCUCAAAGCGCUGUGCCAAAGACUGGGACGGUGGCUCCAGGAAGUACUCUUCCUCCGCGACAGAUAGUCGACCUCGACAGCAUGGCAUUCUCCCAAGGCGGUCACCUUAUGUCUAACAAGAAGACAACUCUUCCUCCGGGCACGGUCAAACGAUCCAAGAAGGGAUACGAAGAAAUCUUUGUUCCCGAAAAGCCCAUAUCCGUUCCAAAGGUGGACGACCGCGUUCCCAUUUCCACAAUGCCCGGAUGGACACAGCCAGCGUUCCCAAGCCCCAUCACCCAUCUCAACCGUGUCCAGUCUCGAUUGUAUCCAAUUGCCUUCGGGACAGACGAACCGAUCCUUCUCUGCGCUCCGACCGGUGCCGGAAAGACCAACGUAGCCAUUCUCACCAUUCUGAAUGAGCUCAGCAAAGUCAGGGACGAGGAAUCGGGCUCAUUUGAUUUAGAUGCCUUCAAGAUUGUCUAUAUCGCUCCCAUGAAAGCUCUUGUCCAGGAAAUGGUCAAGGACUUCAGCGACCGACUCAAGAUCUACGGCGUCAAGGUCGGAGAACUCACUGGUGACAGCCAGAUGACAAAACAGCAAAUAGCAGAGACCCAAAUCAUUGUGACGACUCCAGAGAAAUGGGAUGUCAUUACGCGCAAAUCCACGGACAUGUCGUACACCAACCUCGUCCGCCUCAUCAUCAUUGACGAAAUUCAUCUGCUUCACGACGAACGUGGACCAGUCCUGGAAGCCAUCAUUGCCCGAACUAUCAGGAGGAUGGAGCAAACACGCGACUAUGUUCGCCUGGUCGCUCUCUCUGCGACUCUGCCCAACUACCAGGACGUUGCCAAGUUUUUGCGGGUAGACAGCUCCAAGGGCCUGUUCUUCUUCGAUGUCACCUAUCGAAGUAGACCGCUGCGUCAGCAAUUUGUCGGUAUCACGGAGAAAAAGGCCAUCAAGCGCUAUCAGGUCAUGAACGAGGUCUGUUAUGAAAAAGUACUCGAUCAAGCUGGCAAGAAUCAGUCGCUAGUCUUUGUGCAUUCUCGUAAAGAGACGGCAAAGACCGCCAGAUUCAUCCGGGACAUGGCGGUUGAAAAGGAGACUAUCGAGCAUUUCGUCAAGCCAGACUCUGGUACAAGGGAGAUCCUUCUCUCUGAAGUGUCGAGCAUCACAGAUCCUAACCUCAAGGAUCUCCUGCCGUUUGGUUUCGCCAUCCAUCAUGCAGGUCUGAACUCGACCGAUCGAGGACUAGUCGAGGAAUUGUUUAAGGAUGGUCACUUACAGGUGCUCGUUAGCACUGCUACCCUCGCCUGGGGUGUCAACCUUCCUGCGCACUGUGUCAUUAUAAAGGGGACGCAGAUCUACAACCCAGAGAAAGGUCGAUGGGUUGAACUAUCGUCACAGGACGUCCUCCAAAUGCUGGGCAGAGCAGGUCGUCCGCAGUAUGACGAAUAUGGAGAAGGUAUCAUUAUCACCAACCACUCUGAACUGCAGUACUACCUCAGCUUGAUGAAUCAGCAACUUCCUAUCGAAUCCCAACUUGUCGCAAAGCUUGCCGACAACCUUAAUGCUGAGAUUGUACUGGGGACGAUACGAAACCGUGACGAGGCUGUCCAAUGGAUCGGCUACACAUAUCUCUACGUUCGAAUGCUCAAAGAUCCUGCGCUCUACAGCGUCAACUCGGACUAUCUCGAUGAUGACCCACAUCUCGAGCAGAAGCGCGCAGAUAUUGCCCACUCGGCAGCCGUUCUCCUGGAAAAGUGCAAUCUCAUCAAGUACGACCGCUCCUCUGGCCGAUUCCAAUCCACAGAGCUCGGUCGAAUCGCCUCUCAUUACUAUGUCACCCACAAUUCGAUGGCCACGUACAAUCAACACCUGAAGCCGACAAUGUCAACCAUUGAACUCUUCCGUGUGUUUGCUCUAUCUAAUGAAUUCCGCCUCAUUCCGGUGAGACAGGAUGAAAAGCUGGAACUCAGCAAGCUGCUAGAAAAGGUUCCUAUCCCGGUCAAGGAGAGUGUCGACGAGCCCGCGGCAAAGAUCAACGUCCUACUCCAGGCAUUCAUCUCCAACCUCUCCCUAGAAGGUUUUGCCCUUGUCGCCGAUAUGGUGUAUGUACAACAAUCUGCAGGACGAAUUCUUCGUGCCAUGUUUGAGAUUUGCCUCAAGCGCGGAUGGGCGAUCCCGGCCCGUGCUGCGCUCGACCUGUGCAAGAUGGCGGAGAAACGGAUGUGGAGCUCUAUGACUCCUCUACGCCAAUUUCCUCACGUUCCCGGAGACGUGUUGCGAAAGGCGGAAGCGAAACAGUUCCCGUGGUAUCGCUAUUUUGAUUUGGACGAGGCGCAGCUCAGCGAACUGCUCGGUGUGGCACUCAGAACUGGACAAGUUGUGCACCGUCUCGUGCAUCAAUUCCCUCAAUUGGAUUUACAAGCACACGUCCAACCUAUCACGCGUUCGCUAUUGAGGAUCGAUCUCGUUAUUACUCCCGACUUUGAAUGGGACGACAGAGUGCAUGGUGCAUCCCAAGCCUUUUGGAUCGUGAUUGAGGAUGUCGACGGCGAGAUCAUUCUUUUCCACGAUACCUUCCUCUUGCGGAAACAGUAUUCGGUCGGAAAGAGUGAAUACAACGAGCACAAUGUCACCCUCUAUGUGCCCAUGUUCGAGCCAGUACCGCCAAACUACUACGUGUCCGUCAUCUCCGAUCGAUGGCUGCAUUCUGAGACGCGUCUACCCAUAUCCUUCAAGAACCUGAUCCUGCCCGAGAAAUUCCCACAGCCGACUGCAUUGCUGGACCUUCAACCGCCGCCAUUCUCUGUACUACGGAAUCCGGAGUAUGAGAGGAUAUACUCCUCUUCGAUCCCAGCUUUCAAUAAAAUCCAGACGCAAGUCUUGGAGGCGUUGUAUGGUUCUGAUGAAAAUGUAUUCGUCGGUGCUCCGACUGGGAGUGGCAAGACGAUCUGCGCAGAGUUUGCACUCUUGCGUCUCUGGAAUAAGAAGGAGUUGAAGCAUCCACGGGCUGUGUGCAUUCUUCCUUACCAGGAGAUGGUCGAUCAGCGAGUCAAGGAAUGGACAGCCAAGUUUGGAAAGCUUCAGGGUGGAAAGGAGAUUGUGAGCUUGACGGGAGAUUCCAGCACCGACCUCCGGCAACUCCAGAUUGGCCAUGUCAUUGUCUGCACACCGACACAGUGGGAUAUGAUCUCUAGGCGAUGGAAGAAACGGAAGCAAGUUCAAAACCUCGCUCUUUUGAUCUGCGACGAGGCACAUCUCGUUAAUGCCGACAUUGGUCCCGUAUACGAGGUCGUCAUCUCUCGCACUCGCUAUGUUUCCAAGCAAACCGAGGUUGAGACUCGUAUAGUAGCCCUCAGUGCCUCGCUUGCCAACGCGCGUGACUUUGGAGAAUGGAUGGGUGCACCCUCGCGCGCUAUUUACAAUUUCCCACCAAGCGCACGUCCCCUCGAUCUGGAUAUCCAUCUUCAGAGCUUCUCCAUCCCUCAUUUCCCAUCACUGAUGAUUGCCAUGUCCAAACCGGCAUAUUUGGCCAUCAAAGACUACUCGCCUACCAAACCGGUCAUCAUCUUCACCCCUUCACGCAAGCAGGCCCGCCUCACUGCGAGCGAUAUCUUGACACAUUGCUUGGCGGACGAAAAUCAGGAUCUGUUCCUCAAUUAUGAUCCUGAGCGGUUGAAGGAGCAUCUCGAACAUGUCUCUGACCAGAGUCUCGUGGAAUCACUCUCGCACGGCAUUGGUUUCUAUCACGAAGCACUCGAUAAGCAGGACAAGAAGAUUGUCGAACGACUCUUCGAAGCGGGUGCCAUUCAACUCCUUGUUGCAUCACGGGAAACCGCAUGGAGCUUGCCAUUAUCCAGUUACAUGGUGAUCAUUAUGGGAGUUCAGUACUUUGAAGGGAAAGAGCAUCGUUACGUGGACUAUCCCGUUGCGGAUGUUCUCCAAAUGAUGGGCCAUGCAUGCAGACCGGCUGUUGAUGAUCGCAGUCGCUGUGUACUCAUGUGUCAGCAAACUCGCAAGGACUUUUAUCGCAAGUUCCUCAACGAAGGCCUGCCGAUCGAGUCGCAUCUCCCCACUCAUUUCCUCCACGACUUUUUCCUCGCGGAAAUUGCUGAAGAGACCAUUGAGAAUAAGCAAGAUGCCAUUGACAUUCUCACAUGGACUUACUUCUAUAGGCGGUUGACUCAAAACCCCAACUACUACAAUCUCAACAACAUUAGCCAUCAACACUUGUCGGACCACCUUUCUGAGCUGGUCGAGACUACGUUGUCUGACCUUGUGGCGGCUCACUGCAUUUCAAUCGAGGACGAAGUCAAUGUUGGCAAGCUGAACCUUGGUUGGAUUGCAGCCUAUUACAAUAUCUCCUAUGUCACCAUUGAUGUCUUUUCCAUGUCCAUCACGGAGCGAACAAAGUUGAAGGGCUUGCUGGAGAUCAUCUCUUCCUCGACCGAGUUUGAGUCGAUUCCGAUCCGAAAGCACGAGGAUAUUGUGCUGCGACGCAUCUAUGAUCGCGUGCCGGUCAAAACGGAGAACAAUCGCUACGAGUCUCCAGCCUUUAAAUCGUUCCUGCUCCUUCAAGCUCACUUUUCGCGCCUUCAACUCCCACCGGAUCUUGUGACCGAUCAGGCACAAGUUCUGACUAAAGUCGUCAACCUGCUACACGCAUGUGUGGAUGUAAUGGCGUCGAAUGCCUACCUCAAUGCCAUGGGUGCGAUGGACCUGGCGCAGAUGUGUGUUCAAGGUGCAUGGGAGAGCGACUCGCCGCUGAAGCAAAUUCCUCACUUUGAGCCGGAUUUGAUCAAACGUUGCAAGGCAAAAGGCAUCGAAUCUGUCUAUGACCUUAUGGAGAUGGAGGACGAUGAUCGGACCAAACUGUUGAACAUGACGCCUGGACAACUGCGAGACGUGGCUACGUUUGUGAAUGCGUACCCGAGCUUGGAGAUUGCGCACGAGUUUGAAGAGGGAGAAUACACGUCGACGGAGCCUAUCGGUCUCAAGGUGACGUUGAGCGGAGGAGAUGAAGAGGACGAGGACGAGAGUCCGACCGAGCCAGUGGCCGUCGCGCCGUUUUAUCCACUCAAAAAGAUUCCCAACUGGUGGCUCGUAGUGGGUAAUCCUCAGACGAGGCAGCUCAUUGGUAUCCGGCGCGUGACGAUUCCGAAAAAGUCGUUGACGGUCGAGCUCAAGCUUACGCUGCCAGCUGGUUCGCACAAGCUCCAUCUCUAUGUGAUUUGCGACUCGUACAUGGGCGCUGAUCACGACAUUGUUCUGGAUGCGAUUCAAGUUGCGCAAGGCGAGGAAGACUCGGACGAAGAUGAUGAUGACGAGGACGAGUCGGAAGACGACAAGAUGAAGGAGUAG